AUGAAGAAUAUCAUGCCUCAUAUUAUUAGUGACACCCAAGCUGGAUUUAUUCCAGGGAGAAGGAUUGCAGACAACAUCAUCAUGGCACAUGAAUUGGUCAAAUGGUACGCCAGGAAAAACAUAUCUGCUAGAAGUAUGCUUAAAGUAGAUUUUCAAAAAGCGUAUGAUUCGGUCGAAUGGGUUUUUAUAGAGCAAGUUUUAACAGAAAUGAAGUUUCUAGCAAAGUUCAUUGGUUGGAUAAUGUGUUGUAUGAAAACAGUGAGCUACUCAAUUACCAUUAAUGGAGUUGUUACAGAACCAUUUGAGGCAGCUAAAGGAUUGAGGCAAGGGGAUCCAAUGUCCCCCUACUUGUUUGUAAUAGCAAUGGAGUACUUGAGUAGAUUGCUCAAUGAACUGGAAUACAACAAGCAAUACAAAUAUCAUCCCAAAUGUGCCAAAGUCAAACCAACCCAUCUUUCUUUUGAAGAUGAUCUUUUGUUAUUCGCUAGAGGUGAUAAAGUAUCUAUCUAG
Lycium barbarum (goji berry) is the source of this 510-nucleotide messenger RNA. Its product is annotated as secreted RxLR effector protein 78-like. The transcript has a single exon. NCBI's taxonomy places the organism in Eukaryota, Viridiplantae, Streptophyta, Magnoliopsida, Solanales, Solanaceae. The coding region runs from base 1 to 510 and encodes 169 amino acids. The record is from RefSeq and is a predicted model, not a curated record.